Molecule: messenger RNA, 595 nt
Organism: Phoenix dactylifera (date palm)
Lineage: Eukaryota; Viridiplantae; Streptophyta; Magnoliopsida; Arecales; Arecaceae
Product: glycine-rich RNA-binding protein 4, mitochondrial-like
Molecular function (GO): RNA binding
Source: RefSeq, a predicted model, not a curated record
UUUGGCUAUUUUCCUAGGGCACGCUUUGAUCCUCCAGGGUUUCUAUCGGAGACGGGCGGGAGGAUGUGGAUUAGUCUGUUGGCGAGGAGAACGGCAUAUGCCUCUCCACUAAGGUGGAUGCUUCUUGGAAGGGAGUUCAGCUCCGAGAUUUUCGUCAGCAGAUUGUCAUAUUACACAACCGAUGAAGAAUUUCGAGAAGCCUUUUUGCCAUUUGGCAGUGUCAAGGAAGCCAGGCUUAUUAGAGAUGCAAGGACCAAAAGGACGAAAGGGUAUGGCUUUGUGACUUAUGAAUCUGAAGCUGAAGCACAAAAGGCGAUAAAGGCUAUGGAUGGCAGGAUAUUUGGCGGAAGAUUGAUUUUUGUGGAGACUGCAAAAUCCAGAUCGAAGGAGGAUGUGCCGUAGGCUACUUAAUUUUUGAAUUUCAUAUUAUGUGCUUGACCGCUCCUCAUUUCAUGCGGGGGCUCCUCGGAUACAGAGUUUUGAAAGAAACAUUCUGUCUUCUAUUUUACGUGAUCUGAAUGGCCUCCUUGCUUCGUUAUACAUGACAUUUUAGUUGCACAGGAAAUUUCAGAGGCGAGUGGUAUGAAUUGUUGGA